This is a messenger RNA of Pseudovirgaria hyperparasitica, 2154 nucleotides long. Its product is annotated as UROD/MetE-like protein. Bases 1 to 2154 code for a protein of 717 amino acids. The record is from RefSeq and is a predicted model, not a curated record. NCBI's taxonomy places the organism in Eukaryota, Fungi, Ascomycota, Dothideomycetes, Acrospermales, Acrospermaceae. Gene Ontology annotation, molecular function: zinc ion binding; 5-methyltetrahydropteroyltriglutamate-homocysteine S-methyltransferase activity. The transcript is spliced from 5 exons.
AUGCCUCCUCCCUUCCGUGCCUCCCAGAUUGGUUCUCUCAUCCGCCCGACCGCCCUUACUGACGCCCGCAAAACAAACUCCCCGGACCUCCCCCAACUCAUACACUCCUCCAUCAGAUCCGCUCUCGCAAGCCAGCUCUCCUUCUCCUUCAGCCCCCUAUCCAACGGCGAAUUCCCACGCACAGUUUUCUGGGACGGCCUCUUCGAAUCCCUCUCAGGCCUGACCCCAACCACCCUCCCAGUCCCCACCGACCUCUCCGCCCAACACGCUUUCCGCAAAGGCCACCCAACCCUACCCCUGAUGCAGAAAUUCGGCAUCAAGGAGUUCACAUGCUACAUCGCAACGAGCAAGAUCCGUUGGACGAAACCGGCGUAUCUGGACGAGUGGGAGGGCAUCAAGACAGCGCUCGCCGAGCUGGCGCACAGUCCCGAGGAAGCAGCGCGAUUGCAGGGCCAGGUGAAGAUGAGUAUUCCGGCGCUCACACGCGAGCAUUUCCUGCUUGCGGAGGGGCGCGCGUGGACGGCGGAGUCUGGGUAUACGUCGAGCAAGGCAUAUCUUGCGGAUUUGGCGGCGGCGUGGCGGGAGGAGAUUCGGGUGUUGUAUGAUGCUGGGCUGCGGCAUUUGCAGAUUGAUGAUCCGCAGUUGACAUUUUUUGUGGACGAGGGGUUGCGGGGGGCGAUGGAGAGCGAUGGGUUUGAUGCGGAGGGUCUGUUGGGGUUGUAUGUGUGGGCUGCGAAUGAAUAUUUGAGGGAUCUGCCGGCGGAUUUGCAUGUUGGGAUGCAUUUGUGUAGAGGAAACACGCCGGGGGGUGGGCAUAUGACGGAGGGAAGCUAUGAGGUCAUUGCGAAAGCGUUGUUUGUGGAGAUGCGGUAUGAGACGCUGUAUUUGGAGUAUGAUACUGAGAGGGCAGGCGGCUUUGAGCCGUUGAGAUAUGUGCCAAGGGGUAAGAAUGUUGUGCUUGGUGUGGUAUCGACGAAGACAGAUACUCUUGAGAACAUUGAGGAGCUGGAGAAGAGAGUUAGGGGUGCUGCGGCGACCAUAGCGGAGGCGCAGGGGAGAACUGAAGAGGAGGUCCUGAGGGAGCAGAUCGGCAUCAGUCCUCAGUGUGGUUUUGCGAGCUCGAGUGCCGGCGGCAUGAUGACUGAGGAAGGUCAAUGGAAAAAGCUACAGUUAGUGCAGGAACUGGCGAGGAGAUUGUGGCCAGACGAGGUGAUCGAUUUGGUAUCGGAAGGGUCCAGUCUCGUACUAUUCUAUCUCAUCUCUAUUCACGUCAGGGGGCUCAUACUCAAAGCUGCGAAGCGUAAAUUAGAUAGUAUAGAGCUUAGAAAGUAUCAAGGAUUGAUCGCCUUAUCCAACUUAAGGCAAAAUAACUAUCUGACAGGGUAUCAGCGCAUCACCGGCGAUCUGCUACCGCAUCUCGAAAAGUUCACCGAUGUGCCUGGUAUUUACAAACUUGACGAGCAGACAAUCGUGAAGACAGGGAACGCGACAUCAAUGGCAGAAGCUGCAGCCCUUCGGCUGGUCCGUGAACAGACAUCUAUCCCUGUGCCAGAAGUUUUCGAUGCUUACAUGCGAGACGACGAUGCAGAAUGUGGGGCCAUCAUCAUGGAAUAUGUGCAAGGCGACGUGCUUCGCGAUAUAUGGCCUCAAAUGACGCAAACUGAAAAGGACUCCAUCGUUGAUCAAUUGAGAGAUUAUAUGAUUCAACUGCGGGAAAUCUCGUCUGACUUUAUCGGCUCUGUCGACAAGACACCAUGUAGAGAUCAGUUUUUCUCAGAAGAGCCUGAUAUGUUUGGCCCAUUCGAGAGCGAAGGUGAUUUUAGAGCAGGAUGCAUUAGAGCCAUGUACAACUCUCGACACUCACAUUGGACUGAGACAGUAGCUGGUUUCAUCAAGGCCCUGCCGCCAGCUAAGAUUGUGCUUACGCAUAACGACUUUCACCCGCGAAACAUCAUAGUACGUGAUGGCAAAGUUGUUGGUAUAAUAGAUUGGGAACUCUGUGGCUUCUACCCCGAGUACUGGGAGUAUGUGAAGGGAUGGUAUCGGGUAGACAUAGACAACUCCUGGGUCCAGGAACGCGCCAUCGACAAAAUCCUUACUCCAUUCCCACUUGCUAGAGCUGUCUUUGAACACACACGGGACAUUAUCUGGUAG